AUGCCACACAUCCAGGAUCCCCAAAUGAAACGAGAACCACGAACCGGUAUCGACAUUCUCGUCGUGGGAGGCGGCAUCGGCGGACUCACCUUCGCAAUCGAGGCCCACCGCAAAGGACACAAUGUGCGCGUUCUUGAACGGAAUGACGAAGGUCAAUACUCGGGUGAGAUCAUCAUGAUUACCAGCUCAGCGCUCGAAACGCCCAAGAAAUGGCCAGGAUUCUUAGAACGCCUCAGGGCCCUCGCAUCGCCACCAACCUUUGACCUGCGCAAAUACGACGGCACAUUCAUCCAACACCAUGCUCCAGGCGACUCUGCAAAUCCGUCUUUGAGCAUCUACCGGAAGAGGCUGCAUAGUUUGCUGAAUACCUACGUCAAAGAGCUCGGUAUACCCAUAACGUACGACGUGAAAGUGGACGCAUACUUUGACUCAAACACAUCAGGCGGUGUUAUUCUCAAAAGUGGUCAGAGGAUAACUGCAGAUGUGGCGGUAGCCGCAGAUGGUGAUGAGAACGGUACGGCAACAGAGAGCUGGUCGAAAACCACUUCCACGGAUAGGAUUCUGGAUGUUGUAAAGGAUUGGGAUCCUUUUGUUACGGAGGUGAUCAGGGCGACACCGAACAAUCAGGUGCUCGACUGGAAGCUGAUGUGGCGUGAUCCACAGCCGCAGUGGGUGUCGAAAGGCGGCCAUGUCGUGCAGCUGGGCGAUGCUGCCCAUCCCUUCUUGCCUACGUCAUUCAGUGGCGGCACGAUGGCCAUGGAAGACGCGUACUCGCUAGCAGCCUGUCUACAUGUUGCCGGGAAACAGCACGUUGCGCUUGCAACCAAGGUGCACAAUAAGCUGAGGUUUGAGCGAGUAUCCUGCGCGCAGAAACUAGGAUUCAAGAAUCGUGAGAUCUUUCACAACACCGACUGGAAAGACGAAAAGGCGGUGCCGACAAAGCAGCACAAGAUGGUCGGAGAUUGGUUGGUCUGUCACAAUCCCGAGAAGUAUGUUUACGAUAAGUACCACAAGUGUGCUGAGCAUUUGGACACGGGUGUCGAGUUCUUGAACACGAACAUACCGCCGGGAUACAAGUACAGACCGUGGACCGUCCGCGGGCUGCUGGGGGCCUCGGAACGUGGCGAAGUGGUUGAGGAUGAAGGCGACUGGUCCUAA
Alternaria metachromatica is the source of this 1158-nucleotide messenger RNA. RefSeq lists its product as uncharacterized. The record is from RefSeq and is a predicted model, not a curated record. Lineage: Eukaryota; Fungi; Ascomycota; Dothideomycetes; Pleosporales; Pleosporaceae. The transcript is spliced from 4 exons. Gene Ontology annotation, biological process: secondary metabolite biosynthetic process. Gene Ontology annotation, molecular function: monooxygenase activity. The coding region runs from base 1 to 1158 and encodes 385 amino acids.